AUGUUUUACAAAGUUGUCGGCGAGGAAUUUGGCGAAAAUUUGCGGCAGAGUCUGUUACGUGGCGAUAGCGUGGAACAUCUGAUGCAUUUUCCGGAUCUUUUGGAAGUGUACUGGGCAGCCGAUGUCGAUUCCGAUCGUCCGAAUGUUAUAGCAAAAGAGCAAAUCAUAUGGACGAUAGCGAAACUGAUUGCGACGCUUUCAUCUCGUCUCGUCUAUGGAAAAAUGGGUAGCCUGGUCCAGGACUGUAUCAUCAGAUUGGCAGAAUUGCUCGACUUGCCAACAAGAUUAUCAAUCCUGCAGCACGGAACAUUUGAUAAAACAAUUAGUGAUUUCGACGAAGUUUUAGUUGCGCUGUGGUUAACUGUGCUGAAACUUAUCACAAGCGCUGAAACUCACGUCAAAAAUAAAGCGAUACUGAUUGCACAGCGUUUGCUCUCGAUGGAUUUAUGCAAUGCAUUGUUUGCUGAUCUCUUAAUUGAUGUUUUUGUGGCCGUUGAACGAUGGCUUUACGGGCUGAGCGCUGCGUACGUUGGCGAGGAUGAACUCUGUCUAAGAGAAGCCCUCGAAACUUGUGAACGCACGUUUGGGGACGCACUUCGAAAGUAUUUUUCAAUAUUUUUUUUUUAA
Molecule: messenger RNA, 627 nt
Organism: Gongylonema pulchrum
Lineage: Eukaryota; Metazoa; Nematoda; Chromadorea; Rhabditida; Gongylonematidae
Source: the annotation of a GenBank genome assembly